AUGGUCGAUUCAUAUACGGAAAUCCACAAGUUGCCAUUAUCCGAAAAAUUAUUAUGUUAUUACAAAGAACGUGUUGAAAAAUCUGAAGACGAGUAUCAACGCGCCAUUGAACUGAUUAAUCAAUGCACAGUGUCUUUCGAAGACCAUCAUAAGCUCACAUGGGAAUUAAAUCGAAUAUCACAAGAGUUGACAGACGUGCGCAGGACUUUGAGUGAUGUCCAAUCACUUUACGCGAACGAGCGCCGAAAUUAUAUAAAGGUUGCCGCCGAGAAUGACAAACUGAAAAUUCAGGAAUCUCAAGAUCGACGGAAAAUUCGAUAUCUAUUGUCGAUAACGCAAUCUGGCGAUGAAGGCGAAAAACUUACGACUAAAAAGGCAAGACAAAGGGACUCUAGAGAUGAUGAAAUUAACUUUUUAAAAAUACGAGUGAAAGCAUUAGAAAAGCAAUGCGAGGAGCAGAAACAACAAUAUGAAGGGAUUAUAGUUGACUUGCAAGCGGAUAAACAAACAAAUGCUGAGGCAACAAAUAGACAACGAGAAUAUGAUACGCGUAGAAUACAAGAACUGACGACAAAGACACAAAAUCUAGAGAAAUUUUCUUCUUACAAGAUGAUUUUGUCACUAGAACUUUUGCAAGCAAGAAAGGAUAGGAAAUUAGAGGAACGUAGAUUGAAAGAGGAGGAAGCGAGAUUAUUGCAAGAAAUAACUGACCUGAAGUCAAUGAUUGUAGAAGAGAGAAAAGAAGCAGCAGAAAGGGCGCAAAUGGUAGAAGCUACAAUGUCGAAAAAGUACGAGAAUGUUAAAAAUGAACUUCGACAACAGGCUGGAAAAUAUGAAGAAAAACUUAGAAGUUUGAAGUUAGAGAAGGAACAAGUGGAAACCUCAUCUCGUAAAACCGUUGAGCUAUUACAGAGGAAACUAGAUAGUUUAACUGCUAACUACAAGACGUUGGAAAAGCGUCGCAAUUACGACUUGGAAGAAUUCACGAAUGAAAUAACAAUGAUCAGCCAGGUGAUGAAUGGACUGGAAAGACAAAUGUUGAAACACGCACCGAUUGAUGAAUAUGCAACACUGGAUCAUGAUACAGAUGAAAAACGAGCAGAGGUAUCAAACAAUAUACGAGAAUUAAAGGACCGAGUUUAUUCAAUGAGUAAACGCUUUGCAGAUGCCAUCAGAUAA
Paraglomus occultum is the source of this 1179-nucleotide messenger RNA. Lineage: Eukaryota; Fungi; Glomeromycota; Glomeromycetes; Paraglomerales; Paraglomeraceae. The record is from the annotation of a GenBank genome assembly.